This is a messenger RNA of Drosophila innubila, 3091 nucleotides long. RefSeq lists its product as uncharacterized. The record is from RefSeq and is a predicted model, not a curated record. The coding region runs from base 1 to 2931 and encodes 976 amino acids. NCBI's taxonomy places the organism in Eukaryota, Metazoa, Arthropoda, Insecta, Diptera, Drosophilidae. The transcript is spliced from 9 exons.
AUGGAUUUCGUGACUGCUAUUUCGACGGGCGCUACCGUAAAGUAUACGACAGAGGAGUACGCUUUCAAAUUUAUGGAGACAGUGGCACACAAUCCACAUAACUGGUUGGGCCAACUGUCGCAUCACUUUGUUGGCCAAUGUUUUCGAGUGGUGGGUCUCAAAUUUACAGUGAGCGUUGAGGCGUUUGAACAUAGCUAUGAUUAUCCGUAUCGUGAUGAUAAUUUGACCUAUGUGUUUAAUGCCGUGCCAUUUGUGUUGCAAGGCGUUGAAUCGUUUCUGAAACAACUGCCGACACUGUUGGCAUAUUAUGGAAGCGAAGUAUUAAAGGAUAUGCCAACCACACGCCUAGGCAAGCAAUUUUACGAGCUGACGCAACCUGUUCCCUGUUACUUGCAUGUUGUGAAUGCCUGGGCACACGUGGUACGCAGCAUCACCGAUAACUGGCAGCGGGAGGACAAUGGAAUUGAAAAGUUCCUGACUGAGCCGCUGGCUAGACUGUCAUUCAGCAUACUGGCUGGACUGGUCAAACUUCUGCCCAACUCGGGCGAUCAUAUGCUCAAAGAAGUUUGUCUCAACCUCGCCGUUUUGGCACGUUAUGGCAUAUUCUAUGAGGAGACCUUUGACUAUAUGCUGACACCCAUGCUGGACAUGUUUGAGGAACACUUUCAGCUCUUCUGUGAAAAAUCAGCUCUUAAAUUUGUCUACACCUCCUUUAUAUGCGAGAUGUCAAACAGUGCCGGUUAUAUUAAGCUAUACAAAUUUCUAGAGAAGAUGCUGGAUAAAUUUGGCGAUGGACAGCAGCGUGAUUCAAAUGGGAAUCUGUAUUUACGACUGUUUACCAAUGAAUUAAUCACUGACAACUAUCUGGCCAUACAGUUUGAAACUCUGAAGCGAUCGAGCACCAAUCCCUUGCUGCUGGCAACACUCCAGUAUCUGCAAUCGCUGCAACGCCAUCUGGUCAGCACGGAGGUCUUUCCAACUCGCUUUCUCGAGCAAAUCCUGCUCGUGUUGCUCAACGGUUCGUCCUCGACAAUUGUGUGCUCCUUGGCGGCACAACUCUAUGUAACGUUGGCACGACGCCAAUACGACGAGCAGGAGAUAGUGGUGCAUAUUAUAGAAACAUUCCUGAAGACGCAGCACAAUUCACGCAGAUGUGCCUCGUAUGAGCAGGCUAUAUCAUUGCUAGAAUACUAUCUGUUGGAAUUAAUGGCACAUUUUCCGGCACUGAAGAACUAUGACUAUUAUAUGUACGUGCUCAAUGCGAGCCACGUACGUGACGAGCUCGUCUUAUUCACUGCCCACAGUAUGUAUGCACUCUUUGGAAUCUACACAAAGCAGUAUUCUGGAGAGGAGGUGGCCCGCCAGGAGAUUCACAAGCUGCUAAACCAUUGGCCUCGUCUCAUUGAACGCACCGCCCAGAGAUUGUCGGCCCGGGCUGUACUCUACGGCAUUUACUUCGACAUCGACUUUCAGGCCUUGGUGCACCAUAAUGGCGAGCUAUUGUGUCAACUGGAGACAUUCUGUUUGAGCAUAUUUCUGACCGAUCAGACGUUGACUGAAUCCGAGUUUUCAUCACUUUUUAGCAGUAUUUGCAAGUCCAUUAAGGCGACUGGGAAUGAGAAUCUACUCGUAAUUACCGCCCAGAACUUGCAAGAUGAAUACACCGAGAUAUCCAUGCAGUUAUUGACUCACGAACAGGAGCAAUCCCAGUCAACUUCAGGAGACGUAUUCCAGUCCUAUGCUCACUGUGUGCGACGACUCUUUGCGCUGCUGAAGGAAAACAAGAUGCGUGGCCAUCAGGUGUGCAACAUGUACGAAACUUUAGCUGUCCAGUUAUUGGAGCCUGGAAAUAUCACCCAGUUCCUAGCUCUUUAUGGCUACGAGAGCUUGGCCUUAAUGUUAAUACUGAUUCAACGCGAGCGAGAUCAGCUGGAGGAGGCUGAGAUCCACGAGGCAAGGAUUCUUCAAUUGGCUCAAAAACUACGUGAUGUUUGCGUUUCCGGUUUGCGCAGCAUAUCCGACAACUUGCCGCAGGUCAAGUCAAUGUUUUGUGCCAUUCUGGUGCUUGAGUUGGGACUGCAUCAUUGCCUGCCAUUGAAUGCGAUUACAUACGAUGUCUUGCUAAAUCAACUCUCGAAUCCAGCUCUGGCAGAUAAGGCACGGACCAAUACACUUUUCUGCAGCUAUGUGCAGGAGAUGCACCUGCUCUUCCGCCAGCUCCACAGCAGAGUUCGGAUGGCAUUGCCCAGCAACCGUAUAUGGAAACCCCUGCUGCAGUUUAAAACGCUUACAAAGCUUCCAGAUUAUAUAAGUCCAGAGUUGGGUAAACUGAUUCCAGUGUUAAUCAAGUGUCACAUUGAGACCUAUGCCCAUUGUCUGCCCGUCAUCCAUCUGCACAUAUGCAAUGAAUCCAUGUCUAAGAAACGAGUUGAGAUUGCACAGGCCGCUCAUCUGCAGCUGAUCGAGGAGCAUGCUAGUGCCAAGGAGGCCUGGCUUCUAAAAUUGCAUGUCUUUAACGUCAGCCUUGAGUUGUUGGUCAAGAAUCUGGCGGUACGUCCGAUGGAAACAAGUGCUUCACGUCAACGCAAUCAUCUUUUGCCACUACAGCAUCUGAUGCAGCUGUUGUCCACAUUGCGUCUGGAGAAAUCCCAUUUCAACAAUAUCGCCCGCUUGCUCUACAGCUUAAAGGCAACCGCUAUCGGUGACCAGGAUAAACAGGAACUGGACAAGUUUUUGACACAGAUCAGCACUCAUAAAUAUCGCUGCGAGGACGAACAUGUCAAGGAAUUGACUGCUGACGAGCUGAGCUCCUCCGAAUUAAAGGCUCAACCACCGGGUCCCUUGACCUUGUGGCAAGCUGAAGCGUUCAGCAAAAUAACUGACGACUUUUCUGGUCCUUCCGAUAUUCCUAUAUAUUCCGAUAUUAUGUAAAUCAAUUAUUUAUAUACUAGCUGGAGUUGUCGGGCCUUUGUCCUUAUUUUAUUCUCGUUAAUUUUCACAUAAUGAUAUGAAUGAAAUGUUUUGUAAAACGGUUUUGUUACCAUAUUUUUGUUCAUUUUCAAAAUUAAAAUUAUGCAAAUAACUUCGAAAA